Prunus armeniaca (apricot) is the source of this 204-nucleotide messenger RNA. The record is from the annotation of a GenBank genome assembly. Lineage: Eukaryota; Viridiplantae; Streptophyta; Magnoliopsida; Rosales; Rosaceae.
AUGGUCAGGACCAUGUUGCUUCCAUCUCUCAACAUCCUGGGCAGAGGGCAGCCCACCGACUUCCUCCCGAUACUCGCUCAACAGCUAGCGCCACUCACGAAACUUCGAAGGGAUGUUCAAAGCUCAGCCGACCUUAGUCAUGUCCGACCCAAGUUCCAAUUCUCUCGCUACAAGCAGAAGACAGGAGUUAAUCAGCCACCCUAG